GGCACAUGAAUAUAAGUCCUUCGUUUCCCAAUUCCCAUUCGUCCUUGACCGGUAGUUCUAUCACGUCCUAACUAGUGUUUGGCUCUUUCUUGAAGUGGCAUAACUCUGAGCAUCUAACUUUUUGAUCGCUUUUUCCUGAUCCCUACGAAUUCGCAUUGGGUUUCACUCGGGCGGAACCCUAGUUGCAUUUGUCAUUCGGAUUUUGUCGACCUGUGGUGCGCUUGCUGGUUGUUUGUAGAUCCUUUCAUGUAUUUGCUUGCUUUAUCAAGGAUCUAAAUGAAGGAGAGAAAGACUGUUUCUACGUUGAAGCGUGUAUUUCUUAAUUGUGCUUCUCAGUCAAAAGAAUACGGGUUGUGCAUCGCAAAAAAAGUUCCGGAGAUAGAACGUGAUAUGUGUUUGAAAGAAUUCCUUGCACUAAAAGCAUGCAUGCAGAGCACGAUCAGAAACAAGGUGUAAAUUUGACUCAGGCAAAAGAUAAGCUAUUUGGAGUCCCUUUUAAACUAUUGGAUAUCUUAGAAGCAGGAAGACUAAGUUGAUUACUGGUUUGAAACUCAAGUGUAUUAAGCAGUGGCAGGUUACCUUGCUAGUUUCUAAGCUCCAAGUACACUAUGUCGGAUAAAGCUUCUGGUGAACAAUCUCAGGGAGGAAUUAAUGGUUCUGGUGCACUCUCUCAUGUUUAUAUUCAACAUCCACCUCUGCGAUGCAAUGUUCCUGGAGUACAAGGAUUGUAUUAUGAUGAUGGGAAUAAGUUGAUUUUGGCUCCAUCAUCUGACCAUGUUUUGUCCUGGAAAGUUGGUACAUCUUCUGAGUUGGAUCCACCUAGUUCCGAUUUUGUUGGCGAUGGACCUGUUUUAUUCAUCAGAUAUUCUCUUGAUGCAAAGUUAAUAGGAAUUCAAAGGUCUCAUCAUGAGAUACAAUUCAAGAAUAGAGAAACCGGGCAGACAUUUAGUUACAGAUGCAAAACUGACUCUGAGAGAAUACUUGGAUUCUUUUGGACAGACUGCCCGUCCUGUGAUAUUAUAUUGAUUAAGACAAGUGGCAUAGACUUGCUCUCAUAUGAACCUGACAUGAAUUCUCUUCGGUUGGUGGAGGCUAAACGAUUUAGUGUCAGUUGGUAUGUCUAUACUCAUGAAAGCCGGAUGGUUUUUCUUGCUUUUGGAAUGCAGUGCACUAUGUUCUAUGGGUUUCAGUUCUCAUCAGGAGGAAUUGUUCGCUUGCCUAAAUUUGAGAUGACAAUGGCCAAAUCUGAGGCAAACCACAAACCUGUUCUAGCAUCAGAAGAUGUUCAUAUAGUUACUAUCUAUGGUAGAAUAUACUGCCUGCAAUGUGAUAGGGUGGCUAUGCGGCUCAACUUAUAUCGAUUUUAUCGUGAUGCUGUUGUGCAACAGGGGGCUUUACCUAUUUACUCAAGCAAAGUUGCAGUUAGUGUGAUUGACAAUGUACUUUUGAUUCAUCAAGUUGAUGCAAAAGUUGUCAUAAUGUAUGAUAUAUUUCUUGAUUCUCUAUCACCAAUAUCUGCUCCACUUCCACUUCUGUUGAGACGCCAUUUAGUUUCUAGUAGACAAGGAGUGCAAGUUGAGGAUAGUCUCACUAGUGCAUAUAGUGCAAUGAUAUAUGGAGACAAUUGGAUUUUCCUGGUUCCUGACCUUAUCUGUGAUAUUGAUAAUAGUCUUUUGUGGAGGAUUUCCUUGGAUCUAGAGUCUAUUGCUGCUAGUAGCUCUGAUGUUCCAUCCAUUCUGGAGUUUUUACAACGUCGCAGAUCUGAUCCAAGUAAGAUUAAGACAUUAUGCCUUAGAAUGAUGUGCGCUAUUAUUCUCGAAAGAAGGCCAAUAUCAAUCAUCACAAGGGCGAUAGAUGUACUUGUCACAUCUUAUUCAUACUGCAUUAGAGUUGAAAAUGCUUUUCAGGGAGGAAACAGAAGUUCAAAGAGAACCGAAAAUUCAAGUGGCCAAAUUGCAACUUCCUCUAACUUUGUGUCUGCAGAAUCUUCUGGAGAAACAAUUAAUAGGAGCAAAUCUAUCAUUGAAGUAGCAGAGAAUAAAUCAAAACAAUCAAUGACUCGAGGUUCUGAUGAUGAGCAUGUUAAUCAAGCUGGAAAUUCUGAUGGUAAAGGAUCAUUUAAUUCACUUUCUGAUGGGGAUGACAAUCCAAAUCUUGAUGCCAUGAAAAUCCACUUGGGACUUCAAUGUGGAAGCAGCAGAAUUGAUUCUGGUGUUUCUAACCAGCUGGAAACUCAACCAACUAGUGUGGCAAUUUCACCGUAUGAAAUGUUUGAGUUUAUAUUUGCACCAGUAGAAGAAGAAUUGGGGGCUGAUCCUUCAUACUUGAUUGCGAUUAUUGUGGAGUUUUUACGCUGUUCUAUGAAGGAAAAGUUCAGGGUUCAUCCUGACAUGUAUGCAAUGGUGAUCCAAAUGCUAGUCCGCAGCAAUCGCUAUGGUGAACUUGCAUUUUUUGUUACAAACAAGAUCUUGGAGCCAUCUAAAGAAGUUGCCUUGCAACUUUUGGAACAAGGUCGUCAAAACUUGCAAAUUCGAAAGCUGGGUAUGGAUAUGCUUAGGCAGCUAUCUUUCCAUCAUGAUUAUGUCACCAUACUUCUGCAAGAAGGAUACUACCUUGAAGCUCUGCAGUAUGCCAGAAAACACAAGGUUAUUACAGUGCAGCCAUCAUUAUUUCUUGAAGCAGCAAUUGCAGCUAACAACUCGCAACAUCUUGCUGCAAUUUUGAGGUUUUUCUCAGAUUUCACACCGACUUUUAAUAUCACUUCCGAGUACGAUCGAUACUGCACAAUACUGAGUGAGAUGAGUUAGCAGAGUGAACCUGCAUAAAUAUCAUUUCUGGAAUCCUUAAGUCAUUGCCUCUGCUCAAACAACAUUUAUGAUCGAGGAAAACCAAAUAUUUACUUUUUAUGUCCAUGUUGGUUCUGUGGGAUAUGGAUGCCAGAGAGCUGUUUGUGUGAAUAAGGUAGUAAUAAGCCGAGCCCUUCACCUAUAACACAACGAGUGACUGUGAAUGAACCUGCUGUCGUUUGUAUUUCGCACAAUGGGAUGAUACAAGCUGCAGCGGUAAGAUGAACAUAAUAGUCUCAUAUUUGUGUAAUUUUUUUUUUUUAAAAAUUAUAUGAAUACCAAACAUUUCAAAGAAUGGGAGGGAUCCCAAGGCUGAAAAAUUCUUAUUUACUA
Molecule: messenger RNA, 3179 nt
Organism: Zingiber officinale
Lineage: Eukaryota; Viridiplantae; Streptophyta; Magnoliopsida; Zingiberales; Zingiberaceae
Product: regulator of MON1-CCZ1 complex-like
Exons: 16
Coding region: 609-2807 (732 amino acids)
Biological process (GO): regulation of autophagy
Cellular component (GO): Mon1-Ccz1 complex; lysosomal membrane; late endosome membrane
Source: RefSeq, a predicted model, not a curated record